AUGGCAGCCAUUGUUGGCAUCUACUUCCACCUCAAGGACAAGCCAAUAGGUGGGUAUAUGUCAGGAUACCUUCUGACAAUGGCCAACGUCUUUGGAAAGAUCGCCUCUGCAGCCCUCAUUGUACCGACCUCCGAAGCUCUUGGGCAACUGAAGUGGAAAUGGUUUCACGAGUCGAACGCUAUGUGGGACUUCGAGAUCUUUGACAAGGCAUCGAGGGGACCUUGGGGACCAGAUGUCGAUCUCUCGCUGCUUUAG
This is a messenger RNA of Parastagonospora nodorum SN15, 255 nucleotides long. RefSeq lists its product as hypothetical. The record is from RefSeq and is a predicted model, not a curated record. The transcript has 2 exons. The coding region runs from base 1 to 255 and encodes 84 amino acids. Lineage: Eukaryota; Fungi; Ascomycota; Dothideomycetes; Pleosporales; Phaeosphaeriaceae.